AUGGCCCUUGGUCCCUGUGGCCUCCUGCCGCUCCUGGCUGUACCUGGCUGGGGUAAGGUAGCUGUUGCUUGGGGAGCAUAUGCAUCCUACCCUGGGGUGGGGGGCCAUCCUGCCCCAGCUGGGGUGUGGCUAUGGCAGGCCAGCCUCAGCCUGCAGAAAGUGCACAUAUGCGAGUCCCUGCUUAGCCCUGACCGGCUAAGACUGGCUGCUCACUGCUUCUCCAGACCCCUGAAUUCAUCUGGCUACCAGGACCACCUGGGAGAGCUAACUAUCACUGCAUCCUCCCAUUUCUCUACUGUGAGGCAGGUUUCCCUGUACUCCAGCCUCCGAGGGCCACUGGGGUCCCAUGGGGACACUGCUCUGGUACAACUGACUGCUCCUGUGACCCUCUCCAGCUGGGUUCUGUCUGUCUGCCUCAUAGAGGCCUCAGCUGACUUCUGUCCUGGAACUCGACGCUGGGUGGCUGGCUGGGAAUUCACAUGGGAGGGAAAGCCUCAGCAGCCCCCAUACAACCUGCAGGAGACAGAAGUCUCCAUUGUGGACACGGAGACCUGAAACCAGGCCUACCCAAGCACAGACGGCAGCAUCACCCAGCCAGACAUGCUGUGUGCCCAGGGCCCUAGGGAUGCCUGCCAGGAUGACUCUGGAGGGCCUGUGGUUUGCCAGAUGGGAAGGGCCUGGUUGCAGACUGGUGUGGUCAACUGGGAUGAGGGCUGUGGUUGCCCUAUGCCUGGAGUCUACACUUGCAACCCUGCCUAUGUACACUGGAUUGGCCACCACAUCCCAGAAUCAGGAGGCUUAGGAAAUCCGGGGCUCCCCUGGCUUGCUGUCCAGGCUGGCCCUUUUCUACCCAGCCUCCUCCUGCUGUUGGGCUCCUGCAGAGAGCUUGGCUUGGCUCCCACUCUUGCCUGA
Molecule: messenger RNA, 912 nt
Organism: Castor canadensis (American beaver)
Lineage: Eukaryota; Metazoa; Chordata; Mammalia; Rodentia; Castoridae
Source: RefSeq, a predicted model, not a curated record